Messenger RNA from Gryllus bimaculatus (two-spotted cricket), 261 nucleotides. The record is from the annotation of a GenBank genome assembly. NCBI's taxonomy places the organism in Eukaryota, Metazoa, Arthropoda, Insecta, Orthoptera, Gryllidae.
AUGCAAGGCGAAAAGCCGUACAAGUGCUCCUGGGAGGGCUGCCUGUGGCGGUUCGCGCGCUCCGACGAGCUGACGCGCCACUACCGGAAGCACACGGGAGCGAAGCCGUUCAAGUGCCGCGACUGCGACCGCUGCUUCUCGCGCUCCGACCACCUGGCGCUGCACCAGAAGCGCCACGCCCCCGAGGAGAAGCCGCCCCGGCCGCUGCGUCAAGCGCACGCCGGCGACGACGCCAAGCCGCGCCUGGCGCUCCGGCGCUGA